AUGUUAAGCGAUGUUAUGAGCUUUGUGCUUUCAUGCUCACUCUUACCAUGGGAUUAUUAUAAUAGCAACAACUGUACCCUCUUUCAAUGCAAUGAUGGUAGUAAGUGUUUAUCACGCCAUCGGCUUAUGGACGGUAAUACUGAUUGUACAAACGGAGAAGAUGAAUAUGAAAAAGCCACGUGCUCAUUUCGCAUGCCCUAUCGCCAUACAUGUGAUAAUGGAACUCGAUGCAUUCCUUUAGCACGACUAACUGAUGAAAAUGUAAACUGUGCUGAUGAAACCGAUGAGAAGACAAUAUGGCGUGAUAUCUGCUGGAAUAAUUCGUCAGGCAAAUGUAGCAUGAUACAAAAACAACAAGGUGAUUUGGACGUGAUAUUUAGGCAAAUUUGCAAUGGCAUUGUCGAACAAAUUUCAGGUGUUGAUUAUCACACGGAUGAAACUGAUUGUAACGUGACUGAAUGGUCCUGCCUUACAAGUUACAAUAAAUGCAAUGGAGUAUGGAACUGUAUAAAUGGGCAGGAUGAGCUAAACUGUAGCCUAUAUCAUCUACGACGUAUCCACUGUAAACUUUCAGAGCACUUCUGCUUGGAUGCUCGUACGGGUAACAUCCUAUGCUUACCAUUAGAACGAGCAGCUGACAAUAUCAUAGAUUGUGUAGGCUCAAGUGAUGAACGACAAUUCUGUCGUAUGAAAUAUCCCAUAGAGCAUAAACGCCGAUAUCGAUGUCAAAAUUCUGAUUUGUGCAUUCUCGUCAGAGAGGUGUGUGAUUGUCAUCAACAUUGUCCAGAAAAUGAUGACGAAACUAUUGCAUGCAAGUGGAUUAAUAAUAAUCGUGAAGCUAUAUGUGAUCGUACAAAAUUUCGAUGUCGCAAUGGUCAACUUCUCACAAUUGCAGAACGCUGUACACACUUUAUUGGGAGUUCUGUUUGCAUUGAUCAGUCGCACGAACUCUUUUGUGAUCUUGUUGAUGUGAAACCUUCCACAUUUGAUUCCUUGAUCUCACGGACAGAAUAUACAAGUGUAAUAAAUAAUCAAAUUAAACAGGAUUCUUUGGAACACAUGGAUUUUAUUCUUUGGCACUGUAAUAAUGGCCUUCAUGUUCAAUCGUCAGACGAUCCUCCUGGCUUUUAUUGUUUCUGUCCACCCGAAUACUAUGGUGACCGUUGCCAGUUUCAACGUAAACGACUCAUAUUCACAGUGCAAGUUCAAAUGGAUGGUGCAUUCGAAAAUCUUCCUUUGACAUUUAAAAUAGCUGUUCUGCUUGUACGCGAUAGUAUUCCAUCAACUACCAUUUCACACGAUCAAUUUGUGUAUGUGCCUCAUGCGUAUUGUUUACCAAAAUAUGAGGCACAAUUGCUCUACCUGAUCAAUGAGUCUUCAUUGUCAUUGUCAUCAUCCUCUAUCAAUCAUUCUGUACAUAUUCAUUUGUAUAAUGGGCAAACACUUGAGCAUCAUGCUUCGUGGUACUUUCCUAUUCCAUUCGAGUUUUUGCCCGUCAAUCGAAUGACCAAGCGAGUUAUUGUGCCUACUCUUCCCGCCGUAUCAGAAUUUUCACACAAGAAAUUUCACAAUACUAACUGUACAUUAUGCUCGAAUAAUGCUGUAUGUCUCGGCUACGAUAUGGACAUUGAUCAAGACAUUUGUGUAUGUUCUUCAAAUUUUACUGGUCGUCGUUGCUUGAUUCCUUUUGAUGAAUGCACUAAACAAAAAUGUAAUGGACAUGGAAAAUGUAUAUCAAUCGAUGCACGUCUCCAUUCAACUGAACGAUUCAUGUGUUUAUGUGAUAAAGAGUGGGCCGGUAAUGCUUCCACGACUGUACCGCGUUAA
Molecule: messenger RNA, 1827 nt
Organism: Rotaria sp. Silwood2
Lineage: Eukaryota; Metazoa; Rotifera; Eurotatoria; Philodinida; Philodinidae
Source: the annotation of a GenBank genome assembly